AUGAGCUGCAAUCCGAGUUUUGGAGGCAUUGGGAAAGGUCAUCUCAUUAGGGAACUCGACGCAUUGGACGGUGUAUGUGGGCGAAUUUGCGAUCUAUCUGCAAUAACCUACCAAGCUCUGAACAGAGGCCAAGGUCCUGCAGUUCUUGGUCUUCGAGCACAGAUCGACCGACUUCUUUAUAAAUCUCAUAUGCAGAAGGUGGACGUCUGUUCUCGACUAUUAGGAGAUUGCUUGAUGGCUUCAGGCACGUUGGUUGGUUUAUACCAAUUAACUUAUGGUGUGUUUAGAUCAAAAGCUGUAGUGAUAGCAACAGGAACUUUUUUGGGAGGCGAAAUAUUUGUGGGAAAAGAUAGAUGGUGUUCUGGUAGGAUUGGAGAGAAGAGCGCAACUAGCUUAUCGAAAUCUUUUCGUCAGUUGGGUUUCCGUAUUGGACGUCUUCGUACUGGGACGCCUCCACGGCUUGUCAAAGAUACCAUAGAUCUUUCCAAAUUUCAACUCAUGCCUCCUGAUGCUGUUCCAAUACCUUUCUCCUUUAUGACAGAUGAAAUGUGGCUCCCUCCAAGUCAACAGCUCCCUACAUAUCUUGGAUAUACAAAUGAUCGUGUGCGUGAAAUUGUGGAAGAGAAUUUAGCUGACAAGCAAUAUAUCCAGGAAGAAGUGAAUGGUCCUCGUUAUUGUCCAUCUUUGGAAUCAAAAGUCGUUCGUUUCCCAAAUCUUCAUCACAGAGUGUUUCUGGAGCAUGAGGGGCUAGAAUCAGGUCUGAUUUAUCCUCAAGGAAUGUCCAUGACUUUUUCACCGGACAUCCAACUUAAAAUAAUGAGAUCUAUUAAGGGACUUGAAAAGGUACAAAUCGCGCAGUAUGGUUACGGUGUGCAUUACGAUUUUGUGGAUCCCAAACAACUAUUCCCAACUCUGGAAACGAAAUUAGUGAAGGGAUUAUUCCUUGCUGGUCAAAUUAAUGGAACUACGGGAUAUGAAGAGGCUGCUGCCCAAGGCGUAGUUGCGGGUAUUAAUGCAGCUGCGCGUACUCGAGAAGAGGAGGGCAUGGUUAUUCGUCGUAGUCAAGGGUAUAUUGGUGUACUUAUUGACGAUUUAACAAGUUUGGGUACGAAUGAGCCAUACCGGAUGUUCACAUCGCGUGCAGAACAUAGACUUCAUCUCAGACCAGAUAACGCCGAUAUGAGGCUUACAGAACUUGGACGCAAGUGGGGUUCAGUGGGGACUGCUCGAUGGUCUCGAUUCCUUGCUAAUAAACGAGCCAUUGACACUUUAACUUCUGAACUGAAAGAUAUCCGGUUGAGUCUGGCAAAGUGGUCACAGGUCUUCCCUUCAUACCAAUGGAAGAAUCCGGCUAAAGUGUUGUCUGCCUAUGAAAUGGUUCACCGUCACAACGUUUCUUUGGGUGAGAUGAAAACUAAUCUGGAAGAGCGUCUAAGAUGCGAAGGUAGCUAUGAAGCAGCGCACAAGAGGAUGAAAGUAAAGAUGCAAGAAAUAGAUCGAGAAUCGAGCACUUCAAUCCCUGAUGAUAUAGAUUACAGUAGCCUACCUGGCUUGAGUAUGGAAUGCCAGGAGAAAUUGGACCGUGCUCGUCCACUCAGUCUUGGUGCUGCUUCCAGAAUUCCUGGUGUUACACCAGAAGCUAUUAUUACCGUUCUACGUUAUUUGAAACGGCCAAACAGGUUAUCUCAAUCUGAGUAG
This is a messenger RNA of Angiostrongylus costaricensis, 1698 nucleotides long. The record is from the annotation of a GenBank genome assembly. Lineage: Eukaryota; Metazoa; Nematoda; Chromadorea; Rhabditida; Metastrongylidae.